AUGAAUGCCGGACUUGCCGCAAGAUAUAAUAUAGAAGACAAAGUCGCCAAUCGUGAUUUUGGACAAGUUAAAGUGCAGGAGGCACAACAAGCAGGCAGAACAUUCCGCUUGAAGUACCAGGAAGAGUAUGCCCAUCAAAAACUAGCACACCGAGGCGGUCCUCUGCUGGAUCAUGUCUAUACUCCUCCAAUCCCUCGUGGAGGUAUAUUUGUACCACCUAAUCAACCUCAGCCAAAUCAACCAAGUCCUCCUCGUUACCCGCACGGUCCUCUGUUUCCGGCUCCAGAUCCACUGCAACCAAUUCCUGAUCCGAUGAAUCCACUUGCUCAGCCGCCUCGAGUCAAUCCAUUCGGUCCAGGAGCUCCAUUUGGUGGUCAGGGUGGCCCAUUAGGGCCACUCGGAGGGAGAGGAGGUGAGUUCAAUCCGUUCGAUCCAGACAAUCGUGAAAUAUUUCCAGGACGUCCUAAUCAGGGCGUCCCUCGUGGAGGGCCACGAUAUUUCCCCGCAAAUCGUUGGGAUCGAAAUGACUUCAUUUGA
Molecule: messenger RNA, 537 nt
Organism: Ostertagia ostertagi
Lineage: Eukaryota; Metazoa; Nematoda; Chromadorea; Rhabditida; Trichostrongylidae
Source: the annotation of a GenBank genome assembly